AUGGCACGGAGUAGCAAGGGCAGCAAGGGGGAGAAGCUGAGCUUGAAUGAGCGCGAGUUUCUGCUCGCCUCUCUGGCCGAGGGCCGGCGUCUGGAUGGACGUGGCCUCUACGAUUAUCGCACAUUGAAGAUUUCCUUCCCCUACCAGCCGGGCUACUGCGAGGUCCAACUCGGCCAGACCAGGGUGUACGUAGUCGUGCGUUGUGAAGUGGUGGAGCCCUAUGCCGACCGGCCGACGGAGGGCUUCUUCAUCUUCAACACCGAGUUCUCACCCAUGGCCUCUGCCUCCUUUGAAGUCGGCGCCAGAGUGUCGGAAGAGGCCGUGGAAGUUGGUCGGUUGAUCGAGCGGAGCCUGAGGGACAGCCGCGCCAUCGACACCGAAGCCCUGUGCAUUCGCGCGGGCGAGAAGGUGUGGGCCGUGCAGAUCGACGUCCACGUGCUCGAUGAUGGCGGCAACCUCAUCGACGCUGCCUCGAUCGCUACCGUCUCGGCUCUCCUUCACUUCCGCCGACCCGACGUCAGCAUCACCGGCGACGCCAUCACCGUCCACUCCGUUGCGGACAGGGAGCCAGUCCCCCUCAGCAUUCACCAUCUGCCCCUCUGCGUCACCUUUGCCGUCUUUGGUGAUGGCGACCAGGUGGUGGUGGAUCCCUGGUUCAAGGAGGAGCAGUCGCUGAACGGCCGAGUUACUCUCAUCCACAACCAGCACAGGGAGUUGUGCGGUGUACACAAGUCGGGCGGACCCGGCUUGCCGCUCAACACGCUCGUCAAGUGCUCAAAGAUCGCUGCCGUCAAGGUGCAAGACGUUAUCCAGGCGAUACAGUCCGCCAUCACGGCCCAGCCGCCCACGCCCAGUGCCGUCCCUCGACCCUUCCACCUGGUGGCUCCGAGCGCAACCGAGGUUGUGCCGCCGCCUGCCUCGGUGACCACGCCGGCAAAGACCGCGGUGACGAACGCGCCGUCGGCUCCCGCCGUGGUGAAGCCUGCUGUCGCCGCUUCGUCGUCCACCACCACAACAGCCGCGCCCGCGUUCGAGUUCAAGCAGACCGAGAUCCCGAUCAUGUCGUGGGACGACGAAGAUGAUGGUGCCGCCGCCGCCGCCAAGAAGAAGACGACGACGAUCAAGGAGGUGGAGGCGACGCCCUCCGUGGUGGACAGCUUCCUGGCCGACGUCAAGAAGCAGGCCUCGUCGCGACGAGUCGACGCCAUGGACGAAGAGGAGAAAUCCACGAAGGCGAAGAAGACGGUCGUCGAAAGCGAUGAUGAAGAGAGCGAAGAUGAGGAGGAAGAGGAAGAGACGACGGUGGUGCUCCACUCGGCCUUCGCCAAGGGCCAGAAAGAAGACGAGGUGGAGGCGUUGAAGAAGCGACAAAGGGAACUGGAGGCGGAGAUGGCGAAGGAGCAGAAGAGGAAGGAGGAGAUCGAGCGAAAGGAGAAGGAGGAAGAAGAGGGCAUGAAGAAGAAGCAGGCCGCCGCUGCCGCUGCCGUCAAGCCACUACUUCCCGCCAACGACCUGUCGGUGGCCAUCAAGAAGAAGAAGAAAACCGCGACCCCCAAGAAGACGACCAAGAAGUGA
Messenger RNA from Acanthamoeba castellanii str. Neff, 1575 nucleotides. Its product is annotated as 3' exoribonuclease family, domain 1 domain containing protein. Gene Ontology annotation, cellular component: nuclear exosome (RNase complex); cytoplasmic exosome (RNase complex). Bases 1 to 1575 code for a protein of 524 amino acids. The transcript is spliced from 8 exons. NCBI's taxonomy places the organism in Eukaryota, Discosea, Longamoebia, Acanthamoebidae. Gene Ontology annotation, biological process: nuclear polyadenylation-dependent rRNA catabolic process; U4 snRNA 3'-end processing; nuclear mRNA surveillance. The record is from RefSeq and is a predicted model, not a curated record.